Messenger RNA from Opisthorchis viverrini, 318 nucleotides. RefSeq lists its product as hypothetical. Lineage: Eukaryota; Metazoa; Platyhelminthes; Trematoda; Opisthorchiida; Opisthorchiidae. The coding region runs from base 1 to 318 and encodes 105 amino acids. The record is from RefSeq and is a predicted model, not a curated record. The transcript has a single exon.
AUGUUUGGAAAGUGGAAAAUAGGACAUGCACAAUUAUCACGGACACAAGAAGCUAAGCAGAAAAAAGUGCUUAUGGCAAGUGUUCAGCUUCUCGUAAUCAUGGGUUCCAAGCAGUUGCAAGUGGCUCUGACGAUUGAAGGCACAAGUGUUUUUCAAUAUGGUACAAUGCGGUUACGCAUGGUGCUCGAGGACCGCUCUCCCUUACUGCAAAACGCUCGAAUAUUCGGACGAUUAAGACCAUUGGUUGAACGUAAAGUUGGCCAGCUUAAACCUUACCCUGUAGACGAAAAGCUACAAGUGAGGCCACUAGAACCAUGA